Triticum aestivum (bread wheat) is the source of this 2314-nucleotide messenger RNA. RefSeq lists its product as uncharacterized. The coding region runs from base 189 to 1526 and encodes 445 amino acids. The transcript has 10 exons. Lineage: Eukaryota; Viridiplantae; Streptophyta; Magnoliopsida; Poales; Poaceae. The record is from RefSeq and is a predicted model, not a curated record. Gene Ontology annotation, molecular function: protein binding.
CUUCACAGAAAUCGGGUGUCCUGAACAAUCCCUUCCCGGAAAAAAAACUGGACGAAUAAAUCCCCACUGGCCGCCGGCGGCGGCGGCGGCGCGAUUGCGAGAGGACCGGUUGAUUCCUCGAUCGGGUGGGUUCCAGGCGGGGGCCAUCCGGGAAAGAAGACGAGUGCGGGUCCAACAAGAAAAGGAGGAUGGCGGCUUAUCCGACCAUACGAGACGAUCCCUUGGCGGAGAAGAAGAGGAAGGUGGGUGUGUGGAGCGAAGAGGAAGAUGACUACUUGGCGGCCAGACGCGACGAAGAAUCAGCUCCCCGCCCUGUGAAAAUCCCCACGCUCGAUCGCUUCAAGCCCCCGACCCGGUUUCACAUUGCCGAGCUCUUCUCCGUCCGUGAAUCCGGAAGCCAGGCCGUGCUCUCCGCUGCCAAAUUCCUUCUAGGGGUUUCAUCCUCCCUUGUUGGUGAACCGCUGAGACGCUGCUCCGGCUUCUGGGUCGGUUGGGAUGCGGAGAAGAAAACCGGCCUUGUUUUGACAACUGCGCGGCUGAUUCGCACAAAGGACGCUCCUUACAGCGUCUGGACAGGCGGCCAAGAGUAUGCCCCUAAUGCUGAUGUCACUGUUCAUUUGCUAAAUGGCACUAGUGCAAAGGGCGAGCUUGUCUACUAUCAGCCCCAUUACGAUAUCGCUUUCUUGAAUGUUGAGGUGGAUCAACCAAUCAAGUUACCAUCUCUUCGUGAAAAAGAUGUAGAAUUUGCUCAAGAGGUUUUUCAGCUAGGAAGAGACAAUUCCUUAAAUCUAAGGAUAGCAUAUGCUAGGGCAGAAUAUCUGAAUCCAAACUUGUUUGAGCGGCACCACAACGUGUACUUUUGUUCUCCAGAUGGCCAUGACGAUGAUAAUAAUGAGUAUGACAAUGGGGGGCUAGUUAUUGACUUGAAUGGAAAAGUUGUUGGAAUGGUCAACGACCCUGAGAGAUUUGGGUCUUUUAUACCUUCUUCCAUUUUGCUCAAUUGUUUGGAUUCAUGGAAGAAAUAUCGGUACAUUGGUCGGCCUCAUCUUGGGAUGAGGUUUGAGGCCAUCAAGCUUCUAGAGCCUUCUCAUGUUGACAUGUUAUGUCGUAUGUAUAACAUUGAUGACGGUCUUGUUGUUAGAGAGGUGUCGAAAGGAUCUAAUGCUGAGAUAUGUGGAAUUCAAAAAGGUGAUCUUAUUGAAUGUAUUAAGGGAAAAUGCAUUUCUACCACAAUUCAGUUGGAAAAUCUGUUGAUGAGCAUAUGCAAAGGCCCUUCAGAUAGUAAAAAUGGCCGUAAUACUGAAGUUCAUAUUUCUGUAAGUUCAGUUCUAUCUUAUAACGGUUGGGUUAUUUCAAACACUCAAAAAAUGCCGAAGGACCGUAGAGUUGACUGCAACUGUAUCAGACCUUGGAGAAGUUAUUGCAAGAGGUACGCGUCUCCUCUUUUAACUAGUCCCAUGAUCCCAUCUAGAAAUUAUCUAGAUUAUCAAUUCGAUUCUCAAGUAUGUAUAUUCCAGUUUUUGUAGAUAUAUUAUAUUUUAAUUCAAUGGUGUAAGCUUAUGUGCAUUGUGCAAUACACUCUCUUGUCAUCCAUGUGAUGCUUACAAUAUCAUACCAUGCUAUAAAUUAUGUUGAUAUUUUGGGAGUUUACAUGGCUUUGGUAAAUGGGCGUGUGCAGCAAGUAAAUUGUUGAGAACAGAGUUCAUCCAUUUUUUCUGUCACCAAAGCAUCCAUGCUCCAUGUUUCUUUGUUUUAGGUGCAGCUUUCUUCACUGUAGUUAUCUUGUCAUUUCCUUUGGCUGUGGGCUUCUUCAUAGGAGUCAUGUUGACAGAAGUUUUCUUCCUAGAGUUAGGAAGACAAUAUAAUAUAGUUAGUACAGGUUCUUCAAUCUAUUUGCACAUGUAAAUAUGUACAAAUCAGAUUAAUACCUCUUGUAGUUAGCUAUAGAUUCUUCAGUCCUCAUACCUUCUCUCCUGAAAUGAUUAUUGAACCAAAAACAUUACAGUGGGCAGUAAAAAUGUGACUAAAAGCAUGUGCAAUACUCACACCUUCUCCUUGGAGUUUGUUCUCGAGCUUCUACAGGUUCUUCAAUCACAUGUGCACAUUUCUUUCUGCAAUGAUUUAUAAGAUUAAACAUAGUACUCAGUACUAAGCAAUGAUGUGUAAAACAAAUUAACAUGAGAGGACAAAUUAGUUUGAAGUUGGUUCCUCAUCAACAUCAGAUAAGAUCAUAGGAAUUCUUGUUCGGGUUCCGGCUCCUUGCAUGUUUUUGUCGUAUGGCCCACUCCCUUACACGUUCUGCACCUAACCACCU